Messenger RNA from Indicator indicator, 1620 nucleotides. It is a transcript of the gene TRIM45, whose product is annotated as tripartite motif containing 45. Gene Ontology annotation, biological process: positive regulation of DNA-templated transcription. Lineage: Eukaryota; Metazoa; Chordata; Aves; Piciformes; Indicatoridae. Bases 1 to 1593 code for a protein of 530 amino acids. Gene Ontology annotation, cellular component: chromatin; nucleoplasm. The record is from RefSeq and is a predicted model, not a curated record. The transcript has 6 exons. Gene Ontology annotation, molecular function: zinc ion binding; protein binding; ubiquitin-protein transferase activity.
AUGUCGUCUGGGUCGCGCUGUCCGGCGUGCUCCGAGGCCUGUGUGUCGCCGCGGCUGCUGCCCUGCCUGCACUCGCUGUGCGCGUCCUGCCUGCGGCGGCUCGGCCGCCUGGGGGAACCGGGCCGGCCCGCCGCCCGCUGCGUCCUGUGCCCGGUGUGCGACGCUGUGGUGGAGCUGCCGCCCGGAGGCGUCGCUCAACUCACCCCCGACUACCUGGCGCUGAGCCGAGGCGGGGAGGCGGCGGUGGGGUGCGACCUGUGCGCCGACGGGGCGGCUUCGGGGCGGUGCCUGACCUGCGGUGCCAACCUCUGCCUCUUCUGCUGCCAGGCCCACAGGAGACAGAAGAAGACAGCCUCUCAUGCUGUGAUGGAAAUGGAGAAUACUAAGGAUUGUAGCCAAGCUGGGAAGCCUCUCUUCUGCCCCUUCCAUCCCACAGAGGAACUGAGGUUGUUCUGUGAGCAGUGUGACCAGCCUGUGUGCCGGGAUUGUGUUGUGGACAGGCACCGGCAGCACCUUUAUGACUUCACUGGCAGUGUCAUCCAUAGGCAUGGAGAUUCCCUGCGGCAGCUGCUGAAAACCACCCAGCAGCACAUGGGCACCCUGGAGGGUGUGCUGAGACAGAUUGAUGACAUGGGCAGUGCUGUCUGCAGUCGCACAGAGGCUGUAGCCUCAGAGAUCUCUCUGUUUGCUGCUGGCUAUGUGAAAGCAAUUGAAAAGCACCGGGACCAGCUGCUCAAGCAGCUGGAGGACUUGAAGGUGCAGAAGGAAAACCUGCUACACUUGCAGAAGGCCCAGCUGCAGCAGCUGCUGCUGGACAUGAGGACAGGCGUGGAGUUCACAGAGCACUUGCUGACAAGUGGCUCAGACUUGGAGAUCCUCCUCACCAAAGGGGUAGUGGCAAGCCGGCUGGCAAAGCUGAAUGGCAUUGCUUACAACACCCACCCCAGCACAGAUGACAGGAUCCAAUUCUCUCCCCAGGAGAGAGCGGGGAAGUGUUGUGGCUAUGAAGUUUUUGGUUGCAUUCUCAAUAAAGUGGUGGAUCCAGCCAGAUGUACCCUGCACGGGGAAGAUCUCCACAGUGCCCAUCAGAAGGAGCUGACUGGCUUUACCCUGCUCCUCAAGGACACUACUGGGGAGCGGAUGCGGCGAGGAGGAGAGGCCGUGCAGGUCACCAUCACCCACAGAGACAAGAGAGACUGUUCACUCAAGCCAACAGUGCGUGAUAACGGUGAUGGGACCUAUCAUGUUUCCUACAGCCCUGAGGAGCCAGGCUUGUAUGCUGUCUGCAUCUAUGUGAAAGGGCAGCAUAUACAGGGCUCUCCUUUCUCUCUGGAGGUGAAAAACAAGUUCCGUGAGCACCAAGGUGUGUUUCACUGCUGCACGUUCUGCUCGAGUGGAGGGCAGAAAGCUGCUCGCUGUGCCUGUGGUGGGACCAUGCCGGGUGGAUACCAAGGGUGUGGUCAUGGGCACAAAGGUCACCCUGGACACCCUCACUGGUCAUGCUGUGGACAAGUGAAGGAGAGCUCAGAGUGUUUGGAUGGGCUACCCAGUGACACCUCACAGAGAAGUUUGCUCAGGACGGUGGCGCUCUGAGCAGCCAGGUGAGCUUCUGCAAGCCUG